AUGCCGCGAAGGGGCAGCCUGCCGAGGCCCCCGCGGCGGCGGUGGGGUGGAGAAGGGCUCGCCGCCGCCCGGGCCGGCUGCUGGCUUUCCACUGUCAGCUGCCGUGUCUUUCGUUCGUGCUUCCACGGGCCCUUGACUUACGAGUCUGCUUCCAUCGUGAAGCUUUGGCAGUUUAAAGCUGCAACUUUGGGUGGAGGCAUGGUGUUUUGGGGCCGCGACCCCAGAUUUGUCAUAGAGGUCUGUGAAAUACUUUAUAUCUUGUUCUUGUUUCUGUUUUUCAGGGGGUUUGGGAAACAAGGCUUCCAGUGCCAAGUUUGUUGUUUUGUGGUUCACAAGAGGUGCCAUGAAUUUGUUACCUUUUCCUGUCCGGGUGCAGAUAAGGGACCCGACACUGACGAUCCCAGGAGCAAGCACAAGUUCAAGAUCCACACUUACGGAAGCCCUACCUUCUGUGAUCACUGUGGGUCCCUGCUGUAUGGACUCAUCCAUCAAGGGAUGAAAUGUGACACCUGCGAUAUGAAUGUUCACAAGCAGUGUGUGAUAAAUGUCCCCAGCCUCUGUGGGAUGGAUCACACAGAGAAGAGGGGGCGGAUUUACCUGAAGGCCGAGGUCGCUGAUGAAAAGCUGCAUGUCACAGUUCGAGAUGCAAAAAACCUGAUCCCGAUGGAUCCAAAUGGACUUUCGGAUCCUUAUGUGAAGCUGAAACUUAUUCCUGAUCCCAAGAAUGAAAGCAAACAGAAGACCAAAACCAUUCGCUCCACACUGAAUCCCCAGUGGAAUGAAUCCUUCACGUUCAAACUAAAACCUUCAGACAAAGACCGACGGCUGUCUGUAGAAGUCUGGGACUGGGAUCGGACAACAAGGAAUGACUUCAUGGGUUCCCUUUCCUUUGGCGUCUCAGAGCUAAUGAAGAUGCCCGCCAGUGGAUGGUACAAGUUGCUCAACCAAGAAGAAGGUGAGUACUACAAUGUGCCCAUUCCAGAAGGGGAUGAAGAAGGCAACGCGGAGCUCAGGCAGAAAUUCGAGAAAGCCAAGCUUGGCCCUGCUGGUAACAAAGUCAUCAGUCCUUCAGAAGACAGGAAGCAGCCUUCCAACAACCUGGAUAGAGUAAAACUCACAGACUUCAAUUUCCUCAUGGUGCUGGGGAAGGGGAGUUUUGGGAAGGUGAUGCUUGCUGAUCGGAAGGGAACAGAAGAACUGUAUGCAAUCAAAAUUCUGAAGAAGGAUGUGGUGAUUCAGGACGACGAUGUGGAGUGCACUAUGGUGGAAAAGCGGGUCCUGGCCCUGCUUGACAAGCCCCCCUUCCUGACGCAGCUGCACUCCUGCUUCCAGACCGUGGAUCGCCUGUACUUCGUCAUGGAAUACGUCAACGGCGGGGACCUCAUGUACCACAUCCAGCAAGUGGGGAAGUUUAAGGAACCACAAGCAGUAUUCUAUGCGGCAGAGAUCUCCAUUGGACUGUUCUUUCUCCAUAAAAGGGGAAUCAUCUAUAGGGAUCUGAAGUUAGAUAAUGUCAUGUUGGAUUCAGAAGGACAUAUCAAGAUUGCUGACUUCGGGAUGUGCAAGGAACAUAUGAUGGACGGAGUCACGACCAGGACCUUCUGUGGGACUCCAGAUUACAUUGCCCCAGAGAUAAUCGCUUAUCAGCCGUAUGGAAAAUCUGUGGACUGGUGGGCUUAUGGUGUCCUGUUAUACGAAAUGCUGGCUGGACAGCCCCCGUUUGAUGGUGAAGACGAAGACGAACUGUUCCAGUCUAUAAUGGAACACAAUGUUUCCUAUCCAAAGUCCUUGUCCAAGGAAGCCGUUUCCAUCUGCAAAGGACUGAUGACUAAACACCCAGCCAAGCGGCUGGGCUGCGGGCCCGAGGGUGAGAGGGACGUGAGAGAACAUGCCUUCUUCCGGAGGAUCGACUGGGAGAAGCUGGAGAACAGGGAGAUCCAGCCACCGUUCAAGCCCAAAGUGUGUGGCAAAGGCGCAGAAAACUUUGACAAGUUCUUCACACGCGGACAGCCCAUCUUGACGCCGCCCGAUCAGCUAGUCAUCGCAAAUAUAGACCAGUCUGACUUUGAAGGGUUCUCGUAUGUCAACCCCCAGUUUGUGCACCCCAUCCUACAGAGUGCAGUAUGAACCUCACCAGCGAGAACAAACGCCGCCCUAGCCCCCAGCCCUCCCAGCGGUGGGAAACGAUCCUUAACCCUAAAAUUUUAAGGCCACGGCCUUGUGUCUUGCUGUACAUCGAGGCCUGAAAAUUGUAGGGUUAUUAGUCCAAACAUGGUCACUGUUCAGGGUCUUCUCUCUUACAUCCAAGAACAUUAUCUUAGUGGAAGAUGAUACGUGAUGUACAGUGUCCAGUUUAAUUAUGUAGAAGUCACAUUUGGCGGUAGGCUAACCCUUCCUAGAAAGCAGACUCUUGCCCCUUUUUGGUACGAUUUGACAUAUCUUCCAUAUCCUCUGUCUGGGGAUUUUCACCAUGGGAGUCCCCAGUCAGAGACGCAAAAGCUGGCCCACACAGCCUAGAGGGCUGGAAACAUCUCCCAGGACAUCUUUGGAAUGAAAGAACACAGAGCCCAGAGUGAGCAAGGAGAGGCUGGGGUGGGGGAGGCUUCGAAGUACCCAAGUCCCCGCUGCUUCUGUUCUCUGCCUCGAUGGAAACAGUCCCUAGACUCCAAGAGGCCAGGAUGAGCCCAAUUACUGUUCCCAAGCAUUGACACGUCGUCAUCCAACCACAGUCCGGUGGUUACCAGUUUUUAAAAAAGAAAGACACAUCAGGUCCUCAGAUGGGCAUUGGGUGGGUCUGUCAUCUGGCACCCUCCUUGGCUGGUAACUGUCUUGACGCUUGCAUUCUUUUUAAGAGGCCAAAUUGUCUAAGGACUUCGCUACACGAGCAUGUGAAGCCGUUUCAGAUCAAGGACAGACCCGUGUGUGUGUUCGUUUCGAUCUCGGGGAGAUUAUUCUUCGAUCCAGGGUGCCAUCAGUCAUCAUGCCACUACUCACGAGUGUUGUCAGCCAACCCACCCCGACCGAGACUUUGCUCCCUGCGUUGUUCCCCUUCCCAGGACGCUGAAGUGUGUGCCCUGCCCCCUUUUGUACUUAUUUAUUUAAUAGGCUGCGUGUCGUUUCUGAAAGUCUGAUGUACAGUGACUUAACCGAAGUGUCGAUUCUCACAUCAGCCCCCACUGACUUGUCUUCCUUCUCCCGCCCUUGACGGCCACUUAGGGAUGAGAACAAUAUAAUCUGUGUGGAAUGACACACCUGGAGCUGUGGCAUCAGGACACGCAGGUGCAAAGCGGCUCAAAGAUGUCUUAUCGCUAGAAGGAGUUUAAUAUGUUUUGCAAAUGCAUCAUGCAAUUUAUUUUGCAUGUUUAUAAUAAACCUUCAUAACAAGUGAA
Molecule: messenger RNA, 3389 nt
Organism: Carlito syrichta (Philippine tarsier)
Lineage: Eukaryota; Metazoa; Chordata; Mammalia; Primates; Tarsiidae
Gene: PRKCA
Product: protein kinase C alpha
Exons: 18
Coding region: 1-2127 (708 amino acids)
Biological process (GO): protein phosphorylation
Molecular function (GO): zinc ion binding; ATP binding; diacylglycerol-dependent serine/threonine kinase activity
Source: RefSeq, a predicted model, not a curated record